Candidozyma duobushaemuli is the source of this 315-nucleotide messenger RNA. RefSeq lists its product as uncharacterized. Gene Ontology annotation, biological process: protein peptidyl-prolyl isomerization. Gene Ontology annotation, molecular function: peptidyl-prolyl cis-trans isomerase activity. Lineage: Eukaryota; Fungi; Ascomycota; Pichiomycetes; Serinales; Metschnikowiaceae. The transcript has a single exon. The record is from RefSeq and is a predicted model, not a curated record. Bases 1 to 315 code for a protein of 104 amino acids.
AUGAUCCAGGGUGGAGACUUUGAAAGAGGUAAUGGAACUGGGUCUGUCAACAUUUACGGAGGUAGCUCUUUUGAAGAUGAGGGUUUCCCAUUUGACCACAAGAAGUAUAGUGUCUCCAUGGCCAAUUCCGGGCCAAACACGAAUGGGUGUCAAUUCUUCGUUUGCACACAAGAUGCACCACACUUAAAUGGAAAGCAUGUCGUAUUUGGUAGGGUCAUUGAGGGGUUCAGUGUUGUUGAUAAGCUCAACCUGACGCGAACCAAGAACGACCUGCCCAUCGAGGACGUGGUCAUUGAGGAGUGUGGAGAGAUGUGA